AAGGCCAAUAGAAUACAACGACAGACAAGGGAUGCAGAUCGUGAAGAUGGCGGCCCCCAUGGUCAUCACACGAGUUAUACAACUCGUGUCGAAAAACUCACUGCUAAACGCAAGGGAAAGGCUAACAAGGCUUUGCAGCUGUGCAGUCCAGCGCCGAACCUAUUACGAGUAUGACACCGAGUAUGACACCGACAUCCCCAAGGACCUCGAAGACAUUGUCAACAAGUGGAGCCGAGUGAAGAACACCCUUGGGCCAAGCCCUCUGAAAGAUGAACCCUGGCCCCACGGAGAGUGGGAACCUGGCAGGUCCAAGAGGUGUGGCUUGGUGGCAGUCAAGCUUGGAAUGAUGCCAGUGUGGACCAAAUCUGGGCAGCGCCUUACAACUACUGUAUUACAGGUGUUAGAGAACAGUGUGGUCAAAUACACACCCCCUGAAGAAAACACGCUCAACCCAAAGUACGGGUGUCUUCUUGUUGGUGCCAGAAAUGCAGACCCCUUCAAGAAGUCCCUGCUGUAUUCUGAGCAGUUCAAGGAAGCCGGGUUACCAGUGAAAGACAAGCUCACUUCCUUCAAAGUGUCUUCCAAUGCCAAGAUUCAACCGGGUACACCACUGCAUGCUGCGCAUUUCAGACCAGGCAUGUAUGUGGACUGCUGUGGUAGAACCAUUGACAAAGGUUUCCAGGGUGUAAUGAAACGUUGGGGAAUGAAGGGCCAACCAGCCAGCCAUGGAGUCACAAAGACACAUCGAAAGAUGGGUGCAACAGGGGGUGGAGGGACUCCUGGAAGGAUUUGGCCCGGCAAGAAGAUGCCCGGCCACAUGGGCAACAAAAUGCGCUGGACUUUAGGACUUAAGGUUUUACGAGUCAACAUGAAACACAACAUCCUCUACGUUGGCGGCAGCGUAGCUGGGCACAAGUUCGGCUACAUCAAGGUCAUAGAUAGCAUACUGCCCAAGAAUAGAGACCCAGAGGUCCCACCUCCAUUUCCAACCUACUACGAAGAUGAGGAGCUCGAAGAGAACUUGUUGGAUGAGGAACUGUUCGAUUUCAAUGAUCCCAGUAUCGCCUACCCAGAGGAGGCAGAAAGCUGAGGGUGCAGAGUGGGAUUCAUGUGAGCUUUAAUAGACCACACUACCGUGUAAAAAAGAUUUGACAUUUUGCAUCAUGGUGAUGUGAAGCUCAUGAAUGUAGAUUUACCUGAAACCUUCAUGACGUUGCUUUACUUGAAGUGCAUGCUGUUGAGUGCUUUACAAGGUUGCUCCUACUUUGUUUUCUAUUGGAUGGUGGUUUCAAGAAAGGCUCCAAAAGAACUGAUAAUGCUAUAAGUACAUGUGUACUGUAGACAAAUCUUCAAAGGCACAUAAUACCCUUGAAGUCAAACCAUGGAUCCCUUUUCAAGGUUCUCUCUUUAUCUGCCCAAAUCAAACACUACUUUAUACAGUUAAGCCUGGUUUCUAUAUGGUCCUUUGUAAUGUAGACGGUCCACAAGACGUGAAAAUGCUGACAUGAAUGGAAGAGACGGUGCAUGACGUCAAUCCACCCAACAGUUGAAACAAAAUGGCGUGAUUAUUUGUGGAAAAUACCAUUUUAGAUUGACUGUACCACCUUAUGAUGCCAAACCUGUACUCCAGUUUCAUGCAUUUCAUUGAUGGUCAGCAAUUUAGUUGAUCGAAGGGUGUAAUAUUUAAGCAUUAAGGAGAAAAGGAGCUAAAUUCGUGAAACUAAGCGAAAGGGACAUCGGUUCAUGCUGGGCAUGUCAGCAUGCAUGUUUGUACGGGGAUACCACGGCUACUGGACACAGACAGUUGGCAAAGUUGAACCUGGCUCAACUUUGCUGAUCGUUCACGGGUUGGUUUGUGUUUGUCUGCAUUGCCGGUGACGUUUUCAUUUUGCAUGUUUCCAUAUGUGCGCGUUGCAGUUUGCAUCGUGAUUGCCUUGCGUUCUGCAUUUCUUACGUCGAUAUGGCAACCAGGCUUAAUACAAUGGGAUGUCCGUUGCACAUUAGAAAUGUUCUUAAGGCCAUACAUUGACAUGUAUGUGUCUUGGCUAAUAACACCGUAAAUUCCAACAAAACUUUUUUAAUGGUACUUAAUGUACAUUUCUUCCUGUUUUAAUGUCUCAUUUCCUACGUCUGUGGCUAUGGCUUUCAUAAUGCAGGUCAAUUUGGAGCUCUGGAAUGUUUGAACGGAAUUGACAUAGUAGUAUCCAGACCAAAAUGAACGCCUGAAUAUAUCUGACACAUCAACACGGUUUUCAUUCCACUAAAAAUUUAUUACAUGAUUUGUUUCCAGGUGAACAAAUUUCAGUGUACAUGUAUUUUUCUUUUAACAAAGCAAGGUUCAUACCUGUUCCUUUGGUCACAUUUCAAAAAGAAGAACGCUUCAUCAUGUUCACGUUUGCUUACAUGCAAAUUACGGAAUAAAAUUUGCCCUGUGACGCCAUCUCUUCUAUCACUGCUGACAGAAAGGGUGCAUUCCACAUCAUACAUGUAGCUCAACAUUGAAAUUUUUCACACUCUAAUUUGGUAUGAUGGCAGAAUGUAACCACAGAGGUCCCGUUAUUGGGUCACAUUGGUACAUUUUCAUUUGUACUACUUGCCUUGGACUCUAUGUUUCUAUAAUGUUCAUUUGAUUUCAUCACAGAUUUAAUGGGCUGAACUCCAUAAAUGCCAGACUGUAGCUAAAAUGCGAGAAAAACUUAGGACUGCUUUUUACUCAACUAUACAACGCAGACAGUACUACACAAAAUUUAUCCCUUAUUAUAACAACACCCACAGAUUCUGUAACUUGAUUGGCUGAGAGCCAGUUACAUGGCAAUUGCUAUUUUAGCUCCCUUGUACAAGGCCGAAGAACUCUACCCAUAGCAACCAAAGACUAUAUACAUAACCACCAACAUUAUGUGCCAAUGUAUAUUGUUAUACCAAGGUCAUAGAUGGUGAAUUUUUAUCGGUCUUGAAUUGAUCAUGUGAUAUGCUACAAGUACCAUUCACACGUCGAGCGCACUGGCGAUGUUGCCAGGCCACAAAAAAUGAAGGAUAAUGGUGGUCCUUCCCACAGUUGAUGUGUCAUGUCUACUGCGUUGUAAUUGCUUAAUCUUGGGUACGAGGGUGGGUAGCCAUGGUGGUACCACGCUCCAAUUACUGUAGGAGAUGUGCACUGUGUGGGGCGCAUUGAAGUACUCUGUCUGUUCACAAGUGCUACUCGCUUCACUCUGACCAUGACGGAGACCUGUGAGUUAUUAAACUUCUGUUUGUGCACCUGGCUAUGCUCGUGGAACACAAGUAUGCUCUGAUCACUGUUUCUGCUGUGAUCACCAUUGCUGUUUAUAUAAAACUAAAAUGCUCAUGCGGUUAUCUCUUCUUGCCUGCUCUUCAAUCUUGUCAAUAUUGAAAUUCUGCUAGUCGAUAAAAUCUUCAGUGCUUUAUGAAUCCCAGGUUUUUCUAGUAAACCAGUUUGUUCUAAAUCCUAAAUCCCCCCCCCAAAAAAACCCCCAAAACAUAGGUCAACAAAGGACAUCAUAUUCCAUUAUUUUCUUUGUAAUUUAGUAUCUAAUUUGCUGUUCAAGCUUUUCAAUUUGUCAAAGUGUGUUAAUUAUUUUGCAAUAAAAUAUGCACAUAUUACACAUAA
Molecule: messenger RNA, 3625 nt
Organism: Acanthaster planci (crown-of-thorns starfish)
Lineage: Eukaryota; Metazoa; Echinodermata; Asteroidea; Valvatida; Acanthasteridae
Gene: mrpl3
Product: mitochondrial ribosomal protein L3
Biological process (GO): translation
Cellular component (GO): mitochondrial large ribosomal subunit; ribosome
Molecular function (GO): structural constituent of ribosome
Source: RefSeq, a predicted model, not a curated record